GCGUCCGUCAUGUGCUGGGAGGGGUUCGCCCCGACUCCUAUUUCAGGAAAGUUUGCACCAGCUCAGGGCUUGCACCAUGGCAGGGCAGGCGCAGAGCAGGGCUGAGCAGCAGCUGCAGGAGCAGCAGGCGGCGCCGCCAUGGGGAGAGCUGCUGUCCUUCCAGUACUUCCAGCGCCUGUGCCCCCCCGGGGCCGGCUACGGCUACAGCGGGGGCAGCGUGCAGGGGAUGCGGGAAAGCGAGUUCCGCAGGCUCGGAGGAAUGACAUACCUUGACCAUGCAGGCACAGCACUUUUUCCACAGAGUCUUCUUAAGGAGUUUACUGAUGAUCUCAGUAAAAAUAUUUAUGGCAACCCUCAUAGUCAGAACAUCAUCAGCAAGCUGACAUACGACACUAUUGAGCAUGUCCGAUACAGAAUAUUACAACACUUCAAUACAACUGCAGAAGAUUACACUAUCAUUUUCACAUCUGGAAGUACAGCUGCACUUAAGCUGGUAGCAGAAACAUUCCCUUGGAUGCCUGAAGGCUUGGGGCACCCCAGCAGUCAAUUUUGUUACCUAACUGACAGUCACACAUCGGUGGUGGGUAUGAGGGGGAUAACUGCUGCAAUGAAUGUGUUAUCUGUUCCUGUGAAACCCAAAGACAUUUUAUUAUCUGAGAAAAACAGAGAACCAGCUGAAGAACAGAACUGCAUGACACCUCAUCUUUUCUGUUAUCCAGCUCAGAGCAAUUUUUCAGGUAUCAAAUAUCCUCUUUCAUGGAUACAGGAGAUAAAAUCUGGAAAGCUCUGCCCCAUCAAAACACCAGGGAAGUGGUUUGUUCUACUGGAUGCGGCUUCAUAUGUCAGUACCUCUCCAUUAGACUUAACAGUUCACCAGCCAGACUUUAUCCCCAUUUCAUUCUAUAAAAUCUUUGGAUUCCCUACUGGUUUAGGAGCAUUGUUGGUAAACAACCAAAUUGCACCCUUCUUGAGGAAAAGUUAUUUCGGAGGUGGAACUGCAGCUGGCUACCUUGCAGGAGAAGAAUUUUACUCCCCAAGACCAUCUAUAGCAGAAAGGUUUGAAGAUGGCACCGUUUCGUUCCUUGAUAUCAUUGCACUGAAACAUGGAUUUGAUGCUUUGGAAAGACUUACAGGUGGCAUGGAGAACAUAAAAAAUCACACCUUUGCUUUAUCUCGCUACACCUACACAGUGCUGUCUACCUUAAAAUAUGCUAAUGGAGCACCUAUUGUGCGUAUCUACACUGAUUCAGACUUCAGCAGUCCUGAUAUCCAGGGUCCAAUAAUUAAUUUUAAUGUACUGGAUGAAAAUGGAGAUGUAAUCGGCUAUUCCCAGGUGGACAAGAUUGCCAGUCUCUACAACAUACAUGUUCGUACAGGAUGUUUCUGUAACACUGGCGCCUGCCAGCAGCAUUUGAGCCUCAGCAAUGAGGAUGUCAAAAGGAACCUUCAGGCUGGCCACGUCUGUGGAGAUGACAUAGAUAUAAUUGAUGGACGUCCCACUGGGUCCGUGAGAAUAUCAUUUGGCUAUAUGUCUACUUUUGAAGAUGCACAAACCUUUCUAAAGUUCAUCAUAGCAACCAGACUAUCUAAAUCAGACUGCAAGUUUCCCUCCCAAACCACCACAAGAGAAACUAUUACACAGUCUGUCGAAUCUCCAAUACAUAAUGACCAUACUGCCAAUAACAAUGCAAAGAAAUACUCUCUGAAAACUAUCAUCUCAGACACGGGACAUUGGAAUAAUUCAUCUGCAGCAUUGAAGACACCUGAGACUAGCAGGGCUGUUUCUGAGAGUGCUAUACCAGUAUACAGAAGUGGGAGCAAGCCAAUCACUGUCACCAACAUUUACCUCUACCCAAUCAAAUCUUGUUCUGCAUUUGAGGUUUCUGAGUGGCCUGUAGGAAACCAAGGAUUGCUGUAUGACCGAAACUGGAUGGUUGUGAAUCAGAAUGGCGUUUGCAUCAGUCAGAAGCAGGAACCUAGACUGUGUCUGGUACAACCCUUAAUUGACCGGGAGCAAAAGAUUAUGGUCAUUAAAGCAGAAGGAAUGGACACCAUAUCUGUGCCUCUAGAAGAAAACACUGGAAGAGAAAUUCAGAUUGGUCAAAGCAAAGUUUGUGCACACAGAGUACAAACAUAUGAUUGUGGAGAGAGAAUAGCAGAAUGGUUCUCUGAAUUACUUGGUCGCCAGUGUCGCCUGAUCAGGCAGAGUUCAGACUUCAAAAGAAAUGCAAAUCAGAAACAUGAAAAAGGUCAGGCUGCAACAGUCUCGCUUUCUCUUGUGAAUGAAGCACAAUAUCUCCUGAUAAAUACAGCGAGUAUUUUACAACUGAAAGAGCAAAUUACUGAAAGACUGGAAGAGCCAUUACCAACCGAGGAACUAAUCCAACGCUUCCGUGCCAACAUUGUGAUCAGUGCAACAGAGUCUUUUGAAGAAGAGAAGUGGGCUGAGAUUUCCAUCGGUGCUUUGUGUUUCCAGGUUGUAGGUCCAUGCAACAGAUGCCAAAUAAUCUGCAUAGAUCCACAAACUGGACAACGAAACAAAGAAUUUCUGCAGACUCUGUCCUCCACCAGAGGUAGAAAGACAAACUUUGGCAUAUAUCUGAUGAACCAGUCCUUGUGCUCAUCCCUUCCAAAUAUCUUGUCAGUGGGAUCUCAAGUAUUUCCAGUGUUGAAGGAAGAUGGAGAAAUUCCAAGUCCUCUAUCCAAUGAAGAAAAAACUUCAGGAUAGUGUCUUUGGCUGGACAAGUUGUACAUGCAUAAUUAAGGCUCUUUAACAAACACAUUACAUGUAUUUAAAAAAUCUGGUAAUUAUUAAAAAAAAAUCUAUGGA
Molecule: messenger RNA, 2830 nt
Organism: Mauremys reevesii (Reeves's turtle)
Lineage: Eukaryota; Metazoa; Chordata; Testudines; Geoemydidae
Gene: MOCOS
Product: molybdenum cofactor sulfurase
Exons: 15
Coding region: 77-2728 (883 amino acids)
Biological process (GO): Mo-molybdopterin cofactor biosynthetic process
Molecular function (GO): pyridoxal phosphate binding; molybdenum cofactor sulfurtransferase activity; molybdenum ion binding
Source: RefSeq, a predicted model, not a curated record